Messenger RNA from Paramecium tetraurelia, 480 nucleotides. RefSeq lists its product as uncharacterized. Gene Ontology annotation, molecular function: peptide-methionine (R)-S-oxide reductase activity. Gene Ontology annotation, cellular component: cytoplasm. The record is from RefSeq and is a predicted model, not a curated record. NCBI's taxonomy places the organism in Eukaryota, Ciliophora, Oligohymenophorea, Peniculida, Parameciidae. The transcript has 3 exons. Gene Ontology annotation, biological process: response to oxidative stress; protein repair.
AUGAAAAUUAAGUUUUUAUUCAAUAAAAUUCUGGAUGCAUUAAAUAAAAACCUAAUCAAACCAUAAAAAAAGAUAGAAAUUAGAUUAGAUAGAUUAUCUAUGGAUCCUCAUCAUUAUUGGAUAGCUGUUGGCAAAGGAAUGGAAAGACCAUUCACAGGAGAGUUUUGCAAUCAUGAAUAAUAAGGUGUUUAUUAAUGUUACCAUUGCAAAAUUACAUUAUUUUAAAGUGAUACUAAAUACUAGGCAUAAACAGGUUAUGCAUCAUUCUUUUAGCAUCAUAAAAACAGUGUGAAGAUUAUUGAGACUAAAGAAAAAUUUAGGUACUCAGCUCUCUAGUGCAUGAAUUGUUAAUCUUAUCUUGGAUAAAUUUCUAAAGACGGACCACCACCAACAUUUUUAAGAUAUUCAAUUAAUUCUGGUGCUUUGAAAUUUUAUCAACCAAAAUCAAUUAAGCAACUCUCAUAACAAUCAUAAUAAUGA